This is a messenger RNA of Acinonyx jubatus (cheetah), 2780 nucleotides long. It is a transcript of the gene KLK14, whose product is annotated as kallikrein related peptidase 14. The coding region runs from base 1417 to 2172 and encodes 251 amino acids. Gene Ontology annotation, biological process: proteolysis; epidermis morphogenesis; seminal clot liquefaction. NCBI's taxonomy places the organism in Eukaryota, Metazoa, Chordata, Mammalia, Carnivora, Felidae. Gene Ontology annotation, molecular function: serine-type endopeptidase activity. The transcript has 5 exons. The record is from RefSeq and is a predicted model, not a curated record.
GAGUGCACAGGCUGCCUCCUGAGUCACCGUGCCCUGCUCAGGCCCAGGGACAAAUUGCAGUCAUUAGGGAAUUUAAGAGGCUGGGGAGGUGCUGUACUGAGGGCAGCGUGCCCUACCGCAGGUUAGGAGGGGUCCCUUGGACCCAGAGCACCUCCUUGGGCUGUCUGGAGCCCUCCCCCACCUCACCGUUGUCUCCCUCCCUCUCUCUAGGUCACCAUCUCUCACUCUGUCCCCACCCCUCUGCCUAGUUGGGAGACACCAGUUCUCUGCUGCUCCGUCUCCUCCCCGCUGGGGUCCCUGUUGCCCAGACUUUCAGGACUGUGAGAACCACAAAGCCAGAAAGCCUAGGGGACAAGACAGUCCCAGGUGUCUCCUGACCUUCCCCGCCCCACCCCCUGCCUCCCUCUUCCCGGCUGCUGUCACCUCCCAUCUCUGCCUCCCUGUCUCCUCUGAGUGCGUCCCCACCACGUGCUGUGCCCUAGCUCCCUUGGUCACCCCCUCACCUGCCUGGUCCUGCAUCGUCCUCCCCCUCCCCCAGCAUUUCAUCCUCCGGUCCUCCUGCUAUUAUUUUGUGUGUUUGGGGUGGGGGAGGGGUGGUGAUCCUGCCUUCCUUCUCUCUCUUCACUGGGUUCUCUUCCUUUGUGUCUCUGUUCGUUCUGCCUUCAGUGUCUUCCUUGUCUUCCCUGUUUUUCUGUUUCUUUCUUAGCUUUCCCACAUUCCCUUCUCCAUGAAUCACUGUCUCUGUGCUGCGCCUGCCCCACUGUCUCCCCCCCCCCACCUCCUCUGUCCCCAUGUCCACAUUCAUCUUCCUUCUCCUUCCCCAUCUUUCCUUAGUCUCUCUCCCUCUGACACUUGUCUCUCGGGUCUGUGUUUCUCUGAAUCUUUCUCUGGUUCUCCACCUUCUUAUGUUACUUCUCUUACAUUUCCCAGUCUUCUCUGUGUCUCUUUACCCCCAACCCUUACCAGCACCUUCCCCUGAGCCACCCACUCUGUCCACCCUGCCCUGGGGUCCCCCUCCCUCCCUGGGUUCCUCCCAGAUUAAACACCUUCCCUGGGCGGGUUCUCAUUAAUGUGGUGGCUGCUUCUCUGACCAGAGAAGGGAGGGAGGAGAUGGGACCAGGGAGUCCUGGAGUCCUGGAAUGGGAAAUGGGCAAUAAAAAAAUGUCAGGAGAAGGGCGGGGGUGGGGGAGGCAGGGCCUGUUGCCCAGGCCAGGGAUAAAAGGGCUCCACAGAGUGACAGGGAAUCAAGGCACCACCCCCCUUCCUGCACACACAGAGACACAUCCACAUCUCUAAGGGUCUUGGUCUCUGUGUAAGGCCUUCACUGUCUCUGUCCCUCAUCUCUGGGUCUCUUGCAGCCUCCUUCUCUCUCACUUUCUCUUUGCAUUUGCCAGAACCUGACCUCCAGACCCCAGAAUGCUCCUCCUGCUGACAGCACUCCAGAUCAUGGCUCUAGCCAUGGCACAGACCCAAGAGGAUAAGGACAAGAUACUUGGUGGUUAUACAUGCAUCCAGAACUCCCAGCCAUGGCAAGCGGCCUUACUGGCAGGUCCCUUUCGUAGUUUCCUCUGUGGAGGGGUCCUGCUGUCAGGCCAAUGGGUCAUCACUGCUGCUCACUGUGCCCGCCCGAUCCUUCAUGUAGCCCUGGGAAAGCACAACCUGAAGAAUUGGGAGGCUACCCAGCAGGUGCUGCGUGUGGUUCGCCAGGUGCGACACCCCCAGUACAACUCCCGGACCCACAACAACGACCUGAUGCUGCUGCGGCUGGAGCGGCCUGUUCGGCUGGGGAGGGCGGUGAAGCCCAUUGCCGUGGCCAAUACCUGCAUGAGCCCAGGGACCCCCUGUCUCGUGUCUGGCUGGGGCACCACAUCUAGCCCCAUUGCCAGGUACCCCAACUCCCUGCAAUGCGUGAACAUCAACAUCUUCUCGGAUCAAGAGUGUCAGGGGGCUUAUCCCGGAGCCAUCACUGCCGGCAUGGUCUGUGCAGGUGUUCCCCAAGGAGGGAAGGACUCUUGUCAGGGCGACUCAGGGGGACCCCUGGUGUGCAAAGGACAGCUCCAGGGCCUCGUUUCCUGGGGGAUGGAGCGUUGUGCCCUGCCCGGCUACCCUGGGGUCUACACCAACCUGUGCAAGUACCAGACCUGGAUCCAGAAAACCAUACGGAGAAGAUGAUUGUUGGUAUGACUUAACAUCAGCUGCCCAGCUGUCUCCCCAGACCCUGCUCUCUCCACUCAAGACCCAGGAGUCCCAGCCCCCAGCCCCCCAGCCCUCCUCCUCCCUCAGACCCAGGAGUCUGGGCCCCCAGCUUCUUGAUGGGGACCCCUGGCCCAGGACUCCCCUUUCCCAAAGAAGUUCCUUCAGGUUUUCUCUCCACUCCCCCACAACACCAUUAUUCAAGACCCCUUCAGUACAGGGACAAGAGCAUGAAAACACAUGCUUUGGGGCAUCAUACCCCAAAGAAGACAGUUUUCAAAGCUUAGUGUCUCUAAAAACCAGAUAAAUAAUAAUAAAAAUGGAAUAAUCCUAAAGUCCAUUCACAUGUUCAUUUAAUUCAUCUGACAGAUAUGUACACACAAGUGGCUGAAUGGGGUCCGUGUUGUUCCCUUGGAGGCACCCUCCAUUCCCUACAUCUGGUGUGGUAGAGGGAAAUGCCCAGCCUCGCGGCAUGACCCUGAACAAGACCGUCCCUCCCGAGGCUGGGUCCUAUGAGCAGGAACUGCUGAGGUCCAGGGCAGGGAGGGCAGAGACCCACCUUGUUUCUUGGAAAACCCUAUGCAAAU